CGAAAUCAAGUAAGAUAUUUCCCCACAUUUGCUGCGUAAUCGCGGUCAGCAGCGAGACCCGCCUCCGGGGCGUAAAAGCUCCGACGCGCUUUUACGCAGCGCAUUCGCUUGGAGAGGCUGGAGGCGCAAGAUGACUGCAAACGAUUGAACGUGGAAUAUGUGCUGUACAUGAGCCUCAUCUUUCCUAAAGAAUGUCUAUAGGCUGCUGCAGUUCUCUACAGGGCUCAGGAACCACUGUUCAAGAGAUGCUGUGCUCCAACGUCUCCCAGGCGCUGCUUGAAAGCAACACCAAUGACUCCGCGUGCAGAACUGUGUCUGUUGGAUUCCCCAUAACCAUGAUGGUCACUGGUUUAGUCGGGAACUCUUUGGCGCUUAUUCUGGUGUCCAUAUCUUACAGAAGGAAGGAGAACCGGAGGAAAAAGUCUUUCUUGCUUUGCAUUGGAUCUCUGGCGCUGACGGACCUGUUCGGACAGCUCCUGACCAGUCCCAUUGUCAUAUCAGUGUACCGGGCAGGUCGGAAAUGGGAGAACAUAGACACCGAUGGUUGCCUCUGCUCCUUUUUCGGGGUUUGUAUGACAACUUUUGGAUUGUGCGCCCUCUUCUUGGCCAGUGCCAUGGCGAUAGAAAGAGCCAUGGCGAUAACGAACCCGCACUGGUACUCCAACCACAUGAAGACAAGUGUGACCAAACAGAUCCUGGCCGUCAUGUUUCUCCUCGUGCUGCUCUUUGCCCUGCUGCCCAUCGCUGGAGUCGGGGAGUAUCAGAAGCAGUGGCCGGGCACUUGGUGCUUCAUCAGCACCGGGGACAGCAAAGUGCCUGGAAACACCAUUUUUGCCGUCACUUUCGCCGCGCUUGGGAUUUUCUCUCUGCUGGUGACUUUGUCCUGCAACGUCAUGACGAUCCGGGGUUUGAUAAUCCGGUGUAAAACUAAGUCUGGCGCGUCUCAGGCUUCCAAACAGUGGGAACGGCUCACCACAGAAACAGUCAUUCAGCUGAUGGGGAUUAUGUGCGUCCUGCUCAUAUGCUGGUCUCCUCUACUGGUACUGAUGCUGAGGAUGAUCUACAACCGAAUGUCAUCCCAUGAGUGUGGCUUAUCAUCCACAUCUACGAACAGCAGGACUCUGGAUUGCAACUUUUUCCUGACAGCGAUUCGUCUGGCGUCCCUCAACCAGAUCCUGGACCCGUGGGUCUACCUGCUGCUCAGGGAGAUCCUCCUGCGCAAGUUCUGCAUCGUGGCCAACGCCGUCUCCAACUGCUCCACGGAGGACCAGAAGGGCACACAGACAGUCCUCGAUGCUCUUAACAAACAGAAUCAAAAUGGUAACAAACUCGAAAAAUCUCAAAGUAACUGACCCGACGGUUAAACAAAUCUGGAGAAAAUGGAUGACUCCUCACACACAGAACUAUUUUGCAGUGUGAUUGAGUCAGCAUUUGUGUUGUUAACAGCACUUACAGUUGAAACUCUCUUAACCAGCAUGUGGAAGCAUGUCUCACAAGACUCACAAAACCCGAACGAUGGUGAAUUUCAGUAACCUCAAGCCAUAAACUAACCAAACACACUCUUGUUCUGGCUGUGUGCUUAAAAAGAGCCUAUAAAUUCAGCUGUAAAUACAUUUAAAAAUGCACAGGCCAAAUGUUAACAUUAAUAUGUCUCAGAAUGAACAUUUUCUUAAAAAAACUCAAAGGGGAUAAAAAAAAUAUUUAUAUUUCAAGAAUAUUAUAACAUUUUACUGCUUUUGUGCUGCAUUCCUAUAAUUCUGCCUGCUUGGUCAAAAAUGCUGUAAAUUUAAAACAUGGCUUUUCCUUGGCAUACAUCAAAAAGUAAGAAAUGUGAAGCUGUAAGGUUAUUAGGUACUUAUUUAAGGUUAUUUAUUUGAUUUAUAUCGCUGUGCCACUUUCAAAAUUCAGAUUACAGGAUAGGGGAUUGUAAAUUAGAGACAGAUUGAGCUUCUGCUGAUGAUGCCUGUUAGAAAACACUUAAGUGCCGCUUAUUUAACUUCUGUGGAUUAGUAAAUAAAGCAAGAGUUGGCAGAUCAGGCUGUUUGGACAAAUCCUAGUUAAUCUAGUUUAAUCACAAAAGAAAAAUAGUUAUUCUCAGAUGAUGCAUCUGGAGUUACUUCUAAAUCUAAUUCAUUUAAAUUAUAAUUUUCUUAAUUCUGUGCAUAUUUUCUGCUAGGGUUUUUCAUCUUUUUCCUCUUGGAUGCCAUAAAAUGAUAAAUUUAAGGCAAAAAUAUGCAGAAAUGAUGCUGUGAAAUGUGUUGUUAGUGGCGUUUCCCCCCUCUAACAACACUUCAAUAGAAGUAAAGGGCCUUUUUAUGAACAUUUUUUCCUCAAUUUCUUCAUUUUUCUUUCCCUCUUUGUAAAUUUGGUACAAGAAUUUACAGUCUUUCAUUUGCUAAGUCUUGUACCUUCGAUAAGAUGACUGUUUCUUAGUGCCAACUUCUCAAUGAGGGAUUCGUCCUUCAAUUUUGUAACGGCUGUUUUUGUGCGCAGCAUCCUCCAAUUGUUGAUCAUUUUUAUCAAAGCCGGUGAAAGAGAUCACCUCAAGGUUUGGUGCAUUUACUGUCAUGGCAACCUUGAUGUUUUUAGGACAAUAUUUCCACGCAACCGGCGUCUGGCUCGAACUGCACGACGAGGUUAAUGUGUGCCAUCUGUCAUCCACGCUCUUCUCUUUAGCCUUUCAGCUCUAAAAAGACACACAGCGAUCGGAAAUUGUUAUCUCACGUUUUCUGCUCUCAUUCAUGCCUUCGCCUGCCAGUGGAGACAGAGCAGAGAUAAGACUUGAUCUUGUGUAGAUUGUAAAGCAAUUUGCUUUUAGUGAGGCACUCAAAGGAUUAGCCUUGUGUGUUAAGAAAUAAAAAAAACAUAAAAGCAAAGAAAACUGAGCAUUUUAUGAUUAGUCUGACAGUUACAGUUGCUGAUUGUGGAUCUUUUCUGUGACUUAAAAAGGGCUGCUUGUUACAGAUGUACUUUUUUGGAGAAUAAUGAGCUAUAGUUGGGGGUCUUUUAUGUAAACAUGUAACAUGAACCCCUUUGUGGUUCAGUUUUAACAUUCAAAAGCUGCAUGAAGUGCUUGUCCAUUUUGCUAAUUUUAUGUCUUUUCAAGGUUCAUGAAUAGACCAAAACAAAUCUUUUUUAGAUCUAUAUUUCCUUAUAGUUGUAUCAAAAAAGCAUCUCAUCCUUCCCCCACAGAAAGCAACAGUAAUUCAUUCAAACAUGAUACAUUCCGUAAUGGCUCCAACACAAUAUUUAUAGGGAGCACUUCCUGUUGUUGUGCCGCAGAGUUUUACUUAUUAUGAAUUAUGCAUGAUUAUCCGAUCCGAGGGAACUACUGAGUAAUACAAGACUGGAAGCAGCUCCGUUUUAAUAAUCCACAAGGUGCAAUCAUAAAAGCCAAUAGUGGUUAAUGUUUAGCCUAAUUAAGAGUUGUCAAAGUUGUAUAGUUGCCUCUGUUGGACAGCGAUGAGUCUUACAGCUCUUACAGACUGCGAGAGAGGCUGAGCCAGGAACGUUUUAUCCGGGAAUUACUCACAGGAGCACCAGGAGUGUGCAGCGAACUAAUGACUUUAUGUCUGAUGCUUCCCUUUUACUAUGGCGCUGUUUAUUAGUCAAAACUCCACGCAGAAAUAAGACAUCCCCAUGCAUCUUUAACCCUUUUGCUCUCUUAUGGGGUCCAGAUGACCCCACCCUUAUAUUGAUGUGUGAUCCCUUCCAUGACAAAGGUGGACAGGAUCUCAUGUCUGUGACGGACACCAGUGAAAAUAAAAAAUCCUUGAAAAAAAAAGUUCAGCGCGCUGUCUUGUGGGGUCCAGAUGACCCCACUUUUAAUGUAAACAUGCCUAGGAUAGCACAAGGGUUACAGAUUCCUCGCUGACAAGUCAGACCCCCGCGCGCGCUCCUCCGCCUAUGCGCACUCGGGCAUGAAUGGUAUGUGCGCGCUAGCGGAAUGUCAGUGAUCGUACGUACGCACAACAUUUUUUCAUGUGCGUUAGCCGUACUCGCGGAGAAACUGUCUGCGCGCGAGUGUAAAAAAUACUGCCAGUUGGGGGUGGAGACAGAAGGCUGCGUUGGCUUUCUUCUGAUUGGUCUAUUUUGAGGAUGACGACCCCUUCUAAACCCACAUUUACUGUAACAGUCUAUGUGGGUCUAGCAGUCACACAGACCGCAUCCAUUCGGCCCUGGGCUGCAUGGCGCCCUAAGCAGAACGUGAUUUCCGCGCCCCACGAAUAUCACUGAAUGCAAAAAAGGCUAGUAAUGAUAAAAUAAUUAUUUGUUUAAUUUUAAUUCUGAAGAAUUAAAUAUUAAUCACUUAAUUUUUUUUAGCAUAUUAACACUUCUACCUUGCCAGGACGUGAACCUCCAACCCUCUACAUUGGUAGGCAGCCACACUAACCACUGCACUGACAUUUUGUAUAUCCUUCUCAACGGUAGAUCUAUUGACAGGCAUAAGAUUCAAAGAUUUACAUUGUUAAGGGUUUAAAAACGGGAAAAGGGGGAAAAAAUAGAUUGCCAGUUAAUUCUUCUUUUCCGACCAAAAACAAGCUAAUUGUUUGACUGAAAUGGAGAGGGGGGGUGAAUUUCCAAGCCGUUGAAUAUAA
Messenger RNA from Oryzias melastigma (Indian medaka), 4598 nucleotides. RefSeq names its product prostaglandin E2 receptor EP3 subtype. Gene Ontology annotation, biological process: phospholipase C-activating G protein-coupled receptor signaling pathway; intestine smooth muscle contraction; inflammatory response. Gene Ontology annotation, molecular function: prostaglandin E receptor activity. The coding region runs from base 192 to 1352 and encodes 386 amino acids. Lineage: Eukaryota; Metazoa; Chordata; Actinopteri; Beloniformes; Adrianichthyidae. The record is from RefSeq and is a predicted model, not a curated record. The transcript has 2 exons. Gene Ontology annotation, cellular component: plasma membrane.